UGCGACGCGGUGAUUGGCGGAGACCUUGUGUGUGGCGCUGAGAGAGCGAGAGCGAGGCUGCAGCGGAGCGAGCUCCGAUAUAGGCACAGUCGGCGCCGGUCCACCCGCCUAGAGACUCCGGUACCCCUCAACCUCGCAGAGAGAUCAGCAUGGAUAAAAACGAGCUGGUGCAGAAGGCCAAACUGGCCGAGCAGGCUGAGAGAUAUGAUGAUAUGGCAGCCUGCAUGAAGUCUGUGACUGAGCAAGGAGCAGAAUUAUCCAAUGAGGAGAGGAAUCUUCUCUCUGUCGCUUACAAAAAUGUUGUAGGAGCAAGAAGGUCAUCUUGGAGAGUUGUCUCAAGUAUUGAACAAAAGACAGAAGGUGCCGAGAAAAAGCAGCAAAUGGCUCGCGAAUACAGAGAGAAAAUUGAGACUGAACUAAGAGACAUCUGUAAUGAUGUGUUGUCUCUGUUGGAAAAGUUUUUGAUUCCUAAUGCUUCCCAAGCAGAAAGCAAAGUUUUCUAUUUGAAAAUGAAAGGGGACUACUACCGUUACUUGGCUGAGGUUGCUGCUGGUGAUGACAAGAAAGGGAUAGUGGAGCAGUCACAACAAGCAUACCAAGAAGCUUUUGAAAUCAGCAAAAAAGAGAUGCAACCAACACAUCCUAUCAGAUUAGGACUGGCUUUAAAUUUCUCUGUGUUCUAUUAUGAGAUCCUGAACUCACCGGAGAAAGCUUGUUCCCUUGCGAAGACUGCUUUUGAUGAAGCCAUUGCUGAACUUGAUACGUUAAGUGAAGAGUCAUACAAAGACAGCACACUAAUAAUGCAGUUACUGAGAGACAAUUUGACAUUGUGGACAUCAGAUACCCAAGGAGAUGAAGCUGAAGCAGGAGAAGGAGGGGAGAAUUAACCAGCCUUCCAAUUUUUGUCUGCCUCAUUCUAAAAUUUACACAGUAGACCAUUUGUCAUCCAUGCUGUCCCACAAAUAGUUUUUGUUUACGAUUUAUGACAGGUUUAUGUUACUUCUAUUUGGAUUUCUAUAUUUCCCAUGUGGUUUAUGUUUAAUAUUAGGGGAAUAGAGCCAGUUAACAUUUGGGGAACUUUUGUUUCAUCCAAGGUGGCCAAUAUAGGGAUGUGGAAUUUUUAUAAAAGUUUUACAUGUUUGGCAUAGUAC
Molecule: messenger RNA, 1151 nt
Organism: Thamnophis sirtalis
Lineage: Eukaryota; Metazoa; Chordata; Lepidosauria; Squamata; Natricidae
Gene: YWHAZ
Product: tyrosine 3-monooxygenase/tryptophan 5-monooxygenase activation protein zeta
Source: RefSeq, a predicted model, not a curated record